GGGAAAAGGAGCACCACAUUGGUCCACUUAAUUUUUGAGGACGGCACGAUUUAUUUAAUCCUCGAGCUCUAAGUCAACAAGACGAUGACAUUGACACAGUCAUAUCCCCAGCUUUCCCAUUUUAUAUUGAAGCCAUCCUUCAGCUAUCAGGGCUUCUAUGAUAAGCAUAGAAAUUGUCAGUUUAGCUAUAAUCCUGGAAUGGGGAUUCCAAUUUUAGUUCUCCUUCUUUUUCCUAUGAUCUCAAUUUCACAUUCAGAAUCAGAAUUGUGUUCAAAUAGGGGCACCUAUAUGGCAAACAGUACCUACUCCAAAAAUCUCAAUACAGUGCUCUCUUCUCUGCCUUUAAACAUCACAGAGAAUGGCGGUUUUUACAAUGGCACAGCAGGCCAAGACCCUGACAAAGUUUAUGCAUUAAGUCUUUGUAGAGGAGACCUUUCUUCGGACAAAUGCUACCAUUGCAUUAACUCCACAAUCCACGGAAUUAAAGAGCAGUGUCCCAAUCAAAAAGAAGGAAUCAUGUGGGGUGAGGCUACUACAUGUAUGGUAAGGUACUCAAAUCGUAAUAUUUUCUCCAGGAUGGAGUCUUCCCCUUCAGAGUGUGUGUCUAAUCCGAAUAAUUUAACUGGAAACUAUUCUCAAUUCAAUGAAACGCUGUAUGAUUUGAUGGGAAAACUCAUAACACAAGCUUCUUCAGGUUCUUCUGGUUUAAAGUUUGCAACAGGAAGCUCAGAUGAAGUGUUUGGGCUGGUGCAGUGCACCCCAGAUUUAUCGAAGGCUGAUUGCAGUAUUUGCCUACAUGGGGCAAUGAGAGAAGGAUGUGGGGUUGGAAAGGGAGGAGGAAGAACUCUUAGACCAAGCUGCACACUUUGGUUUGAGACCUUCAAAUUUUAUGACUCUAAUACUUUUGAUUCCCCACAACUCCCUCCAACACCUACAGUCAAUUCUCCUCCUGUUGCAGCUAAUUUUUCUCCACCUCCUCAGACAAGAACAAAAGGAAACAAGAGUACAUCUCAAAUUGUUACUAAAAUUACUGUGCCUAUAGUCGUUAUUCUAGUGAUACUGAUCACACUCACUUACGCCAUUUUGCGAAAGAGGUUGAAGCAUAAUUUCAAAAGUAUGUCAGAUGAUGAUACAAUCAGAAGACUGGAAUCAUUGCACUUUGACUUUAGCACAAUAAAAGCAGCAACAGAUAACUUCUCUGAAGAUAAUAAGCUUGGACAGGGAGGAUUUGGUUCAGUUUACAAGGGCAUGCUACCAAAUGGACAAGAAAUUGCUGUGAAGAGAUUAUCCGGAUAUUCUGCUCAAGGUGAAGAAGAAUUCAAGAAUGAGAUUCUGUUGGUGGCUAAGCUCCAACAUAGAAAUCUUGUUAGCAUUAUAGGUUUCUGCUCAGAAGGAACAGAAAGGAUUCUUGUGUAUGAGUUUGUGAGGAAUGGCAGCCUUGAUCAUUUCAUAUUUGAUGAAAUCAGGGGUGCCCAAUUAAAUUGGGAAAUGCGUUAUAAAAUCAUAAAUGGUAUUGCUCGAGGGAUUCUUUACCUUCAUGAAGAUUCUCGCCUUAAGGUCAUUCAUCGCGAUUUGAAAGCAAGUAAUGUCUUGUUAGAUGAAGAGAUGAACCCUAAAAUUUCAGAUUUUGGUAUGGCAAGACUGUUUGUUUUGGAUCAAACCCAAGGCAUUACUAGAAGAGUUGCAGGGACUUAUGGAUAUAUGGCUCCAGAAUAUGUUUUACAAAAUCGAUUCUCCAUGAAAUCAGAUGUAUUUAGCUUCGGUGUCAUAGUUCUGGAGAUGGUGAGUGGUAAGAAGAACAGCUGGUUGAGUAAUUCAAAUGAAGUAGAACAUCUUUUAAGCCAUGCAUGGAAGAAUUGGAGAGAAGGAAAAAUUUCAAAUCUGUUCGACAAUACACAGAAGAAUGGUCCAACAGGUGAUAUAAUCAGAUGUAUACACAUUGGGUUACUAUGUGUUCAAGAAAAUGCAGCAGCUAGACCCACCAUGGCAUCAGUUGUUCUAAUGCUCAGUAGCCAUUCCCUAAGUCUGCCACUACCUUCACAACCUGGAUUUCUCAUGUACAGUAGCACAAAGUCAGGCAUGCCUUCAUUGGAGCCAACGUCAGGGACUACCAUAUCCAAGCAUUGCACGGAAAAUACUGAAGCAGCAGUUUAUUUGUCUGUAAACUGAAAAUUUCAGUGACUAAUCAAUGCCAUUGUGAUGAGGUAUGACAUGGUAUUACAAAAUAUGAUUAUGUUUCUGAAUA
Molecule: messenger RNA, 2245 nt
Organism: Hevea brasiliensis (rubber tree)
Lineage: Eukaryota; Viridiplantae; Streptophyta; Magnoliopsida; Malpighiales; Euphorbiaceae
Product: cysteine-rich receptor-like protein kinase 10
Exons: 7
Coding region: 85-2169 (694 amino acids)
Biological process (GO): protein phosphorylation
Molecular function (GO): ATP binding; protein kinase activity
Source: RefSeq, a predicted model, not a curated record